Lymnaea stagnalis (great pond snail) is the source of this 35588-nucleotide messenger RNA. The record is from the annotation of a GenBank genome assembly. NCBI's taxonomy places the organism in Eukaryota, Metazoa, Mollusca, Gastropoda, Lymnaeidae.
ACUGAGCACAUUCCAAUGUGUCAUGUACUGCCAGCAGGCGUGGCGUUAAGCAGUGAGUAGUUGUAGUUCAUCGCGGAAAUGGGAUGUAAAAACACACGAGCCACACAGACAACAAUUGAGAAAGUUUUUGAGUGUACAGUGUUUUUAAUAAUACCACGUUGUGGUAAAUGAUUUUCACUUGAUCUUUUGUUACGUCCGAAUUAGUGUAGAAAUAAAAUAAGCGUGACCAUAAAAACCGUAAGUGUUUUAUUUUGUGAUCCUCGCGAGUUUGUGUAAAAAGUCUAAAUCAGUCAUGGUGGCACUCUACUGUAAGCUGCUAAUUUUAACCUGUGUUGCCGCACGGACGACUGGAUUCAAUAUCAACACAAGAAACAUCCGAUACCACAGUGGACCAAAGGGGACACAUUUCGGAUUUAGCCUUGCUUUCCUGCCGACCAAGUCCAACUCUAAAACACUGGAGUAAGUGGGUUUCUUCGCUCUGCCGUCUCUUAAGGUGCAUGUUCGUGUUCAGCGAUAAGUGCGUCACGAAAGUAGGGCAGGUCGCGUCUACAUUUCUCAGCUGCUGUAUAAGCGUAAAGGCCUUUUUUUGUUGUUGUAAAUAUUCUUUAAAAUGAAGAUAAAUGAAAAUUUUAGAAAUGUGCAAUGCACCUUUCUAUAAGCGCUUGCAUUAUUUAGAGCUCCGAUGGUGAUAUGUUUAUGAUAUGUUUAUUUGGCGUCAUACGUAAUUUCGAAAUUCAAUAUGUCCAUAAUUUAAAAAAAAAACUGUUUUAAUUAGUAAAUGGUAAAAAAAAAAUUUAACAUUGUCAAUUUAACUUCUCCUAUAAGGAAUGGGAUUAAAAGCUGAUAAUAAUGCUAAGAGAGGUAAUUUUUUUUUUUUUUAAAGUUAUGAAACUAACGUAUAAAAUGCUUGGGAAAAUCAAGCUUAUCCCGGUUAGAUUAUGAUAAAAGGUUAAAGGUGAGUCUGGGUGUGGCACCUAGAGAUUGUCUGGCGUGAGGUGGAGAGGCGUAGCUAAGUGGGGGGGCAGAGGUGGCUGGGGGAAAGAUGUGUCCGAGCGCAAGGCUAGAAAUGGGGUCAAAAUGGGCUAUGAUUGUAUUGUAUUGAUAUAGCCUGUAAAUAGGGGUUUCAGAGUGGAAAGGGGGGUCAUCAAAAUGAAUCGUGUCCCUGAGCUACAAAAACUCUAGCUACUCCUCUGGAGAAAUAUAUAUACAGAUGCAUUGAUACCAAGCAUUUGCUUGAUAUUAUAAAUAUCUGAUGUCGGAGACAACUUUAGUGUUGUGAGACGCCUUUGCUGCGCUAUGUAUGGACUCUCAUCUGGACUAUGCCUAAUUAUAAUUAAUGACAGACCAGGAUGCAAUCUAUCAGUUAAUGCAUAAAUGCGUAAACCAAUAACCAAGACUUUAUAUAUAUAUAUUUAAUAAAAAUAAAUACUGAGUUGCUUAUUUAACUAGAAUAAUUUCUUUAUUAUUUUACAAUGCAAGGUUAGAAUAAAUCCUGUAUGUAAAAAUGGUGUUGUUAUUUCGUACUACCAAACAUUCUCAGUGAAGAGAUCGAAAUGAUUCAAUAACGCUGGCUUCAUGUAAAGAAAGGCCAACUAUUUAUAGAAGCAAGUGUACAUUUUAUUUUCGUGUUUAAAAACAAUUAACAAUUUUAAUAGUAAAGCAAACAAUACAACAUUAGUUUAUCAAGGAAAUUCAAUCUAGAUGCACUUACAACAAUGUAUAUCCGUUUACCCGUUGGAAUACCCCCCACCCCCACACCCCCCUUGGCCCACUCUUCGUUUAGCCUACUCGUUGGAGCCCCCAAACAGAAUACUUCAAUCGGUGGUGAGCAGUCCGGAUCACUGUACAAAUGUACUGAUGUGCUUGGGGAUAACAUCAACUGUACAGACGUUGGAGUGUUUGCCAAGAGCAGUGGUAAGUGGGGCCAUGGGGAACUGGACCAAAGGGUUCUCAAAUGAAUAUAGAUAUUUGAUCCAUUACUCAGUUCUAGUAUGCUACAGCCAUCCAGUAGUUCAGCCCGUCACUUAUUUGUAUUAGGGAAAUUAAAAAAAAAACAACAAACAAAUAAUAAUAAUAUCUCCAAAGCCCUACAGUCUUUGUGGGAUCCCUCCAAUCGGCCGGUUAUUUCCUCAGCCGAUACACGGACAGGCACACAGGUCACUCAAAAACUAGACAUGCCGACACACACGAACACACUGACACAGCUCGAACCUUUCUUUCUGAAAAUUUGUUGUUUUUUGGUGUUGUUUUUUGUUUGUUGUUUUUUGGUUAAAAAUUAGACAUCAGUUCAUAGGUUUUAUUUUGUGGACAAAAUCUACGGUCAAUGGAAAUAACUUAUUUUAAAUCGUGGUCAAAUUAAUAUCAUUUUUUUUACCCUUUAUACAACACACAUAUAAAUGUUCGAAAUGUUAAAAACACAAACUUUUUCAGGAAAAAACAACUAUUGUUUUGAGGGAAAUUGACUAAAAAAAAAAAAUCAACCAAUUAAACAACCUCUAAAAACACAGAGUUUCUCGUCUAACUCUUUUAUCAAAUGUACUAGCGAAUCAUGGGGUGGCUGGGGGAAGGGGCUGGGAAUUUGAAAGACUGUGUUAUCAUAGGCCUCGAGUCCAUCUGCCAAGUUUCAGCUUGAUAGGUUGACAGGUAGUGGGUCAAUUAGCCGUCAUAAGAUUUUGCAACCCAGCCAGUCAGUCACCCACGAGCAAAAACGUAGUUAAAUAAAAUUAAUAUCAAAGACUUAAUAAAUAAUAAUAUAUUUUUUUUAAUCGAGUAGUAUUUACAACUACUGUAUUAUAGCUGAAUGCAGUGGCGUAGCGAGGAAGGGGGGGGGGGUUCGGACCACACCAGGUGACACCAUUUUAGGGUGAACACCCAAUUGAAAAAUUGCAAAUGAGCCUAUAAUCAAGGCUCCAGCCCUGCUGGAUUGGGGUUCCUCUACAUUUUGUUAUUUAAAAUUAAUAUCAAAGACUUAAUAAAUAAUAAUAUAUUUUUUUUAAUCGAGUAGUAUUUACAACUACUGUAUUAUAGCUGAAUGCAGUGGCGUAGCGAGGAAGGGGGGGGGGGGGUUCGGACCACACCAGGUGACACCAUUUUAGGGUGAACACCCAAUUGAAAAAUUGCAAAUGAGCCUAUAAUCAAGGCUCCAGCCCUGCUGGAUUGGUGUUCCUCUACAUUUUGUUAUUACUAAGAAAUGAAUACACAUUUAUUCAGAUGAUUUUUGGGGGGUGGGGGUCUUUUGUAAGUCCCCCCCCCUCCAACCCAUCUGAACCCUAUUUCCAGUGCUCUCCAAGGUGUUACUCAGAGCCAUGCCAGAUCAACAUAAUAUUUAAUAAGACUGCUCCAUAUUUGGCUUUGGGAGUGGAAGGGGCGGAGAGGGCUGUUUGCACCCCAAGGAACUUUUUUUGUUGGGGGAGGGGGGAUCUAUUUCACUCUUUACGUAAUCUCUUUGCAUUGAAACUUUUUAUAAGUACAGUGGGUCAAAAUUAUGGGAGACUGCCUCCUACAAACUCGUUGACCUCUUUCGAACAAUAAACACUUUCAAUAACACUUACACCACUGUUCUGUCAUAUGUCAACAUGUUGACAUCUAUCGCACAGUAAACACUUGCAGUAACAAUUAGAGAACUCUUCUGUCAUAUGCCAACGCGUUGACACCUAUCGCACAGUAAACACUUGCAGUAACAAUUAGAGAACUGUUCUGUCAUAUGCCAACUUGUUGACACCUAGUGCACAAUAAACACUGCCAAUAACAAUUAGACCACUUUUCUGUCAUAUGCCAACGUGUUGACAUCUAAUGCACAAUAAACACUUGCAGUAACAAGUAGGCUAAUUUUGGCUUUUACAAUAACCAACAACCACAGAGAAACCGAUUAUUAUCACCCGUCAGCUACCUGGUACCAAUGCGCAUUAUGCGUUAUUGUCAGAUUCGCGAAGCAUUGGCGAGACGUCUAACAAUUGUACUGAUGUAUUAGACGGCAUACGUACUUCAAACAUAUUUUUAAAAAUUAUUUCUCUUCAAUUUGUUUAGCUUGUAGAAAAAUUAUUCGAAAAUAUCUUUGUCAUAAUCAACAACUCGUUAUCUGUUAAAUUAUAAUUGACAUUUUUAUCUCACACUCACGACAUCUUUAUCACACAUUCAUGACAGUUUUUCUCACACUUAUGACAUAUUUAUCUCACACUCAUGACAUUUGUAUCUCACACUCAUGACAGUUUUAUCCCACAGUCAUGGCAUCUUUAUCUCACACUCAUGACAGUUUUAUCUCACACUCAUGACAGAUUUAUCUCACACUCAUGACAGAUUUAUCUCAAACUCAUGACAGUUUUAUCUCACACUCAUGACAGAUUUAUCUCACACUCAUGACAGUUUUAAUCUCACACUCAUGACAGAUUUAUCUCACACUCAUGACAGAUUUAUCUCACACUCAUGACAGAUUUAUCUCACACUCAUGACAUUUUAUCUCACACUCAUGACAGAUUUAUCUCACACUCAUGACAGUUUUAUCUCACACUCAUGACAGAUUUAUCUCAAACUCAUGACAGAUUUAUCUCACACUCAUGACAGUUUUUCUCACACUUGUGACAUUUUUUACCUUACACUAAUGACAUCCUUAUCUCACACUUAUGACAGAUUUAUCUCACUCUCAUGACAGUUUUAUCUCACUCUCAUGACAGUUUUAUCUCACACUCCUGGCAGUUUUUUUUUCAUAACAUCUUUUGAAACCACUUUUACAACUCGACCUACCGCCAUUAAACCUUCCUCUCAUACUUCAGUCCAUAUUGAUGUCAUUUUAAAAUCUGGAUUAUACAACAAGGCAGACAGAGAAAGCAUUGUCCUCUUAGUUCAUGUAUUCAUUUGUAUCAUGUUUUAUAUCAACAGUCAUUCGGAAAGGUACUAAAGGCGAAGGCUUUGGUAGUACUAUACUUGUCUCUGACUCUGGAAAUAUCACGGUAAGUACUAACUUGCGAUGUCACGGUAUGUAAUAGCUUAUGAUGUCACGGUAUGCACUAACUAUUGAUGUUACGGUAUGUACUAACUUAUGAUUAUCCUGGUAUGUGCUAACUUAUGAUAUCAUGGUAUGUACUAACUUAUGACAGUUGAUAUGUCAUAACUUACGAUAUCAUGUUAUGUUCUAACUUAUGACAGUUGAUAUGUCAUAACUUACGAUAUCAUGUUAUGUACUAACUUAAGAUAGUUGAUAUGUCAUAACUUAUGAUAUUAUGUUAUGUACUAACUUAUGACAGUUGAUAUGUCAUAACUUACGAUAUCAUGUUAUGUUCUAGCUUAUGACAGUUGAUAUGUCAUAACUUACGAUAUCAUGUUAUGUACUAACUUACGAUAGUUGAUAUGUCAUAACUUAUGAUAUUAUGUUAGGUACUAACUUAUGACAGUUGAUAUGUCAUAACUUACGAUAUCAUGUUAUGUUCUAACUUAUGACAGUUGAUAUGUCAUAACUUACGAUAUCAUGCUAUGUACUAACUUAAGAUAGUUGAUAUGUCAUAACUUAUGAUAUUAUGAUAUGUAAAUGCUUGCGAAAUCGUGUUAUGUAGUAUCGAAUGAGGUCAGGGUGGCUUAAGUGCUACUAGUCACAUCAUGGUAUGUGCUAAUUGGAACAUCAUGGUAUUUGCUUAUUGGAACAUCAUUGGUAUGUGCUAAUUGGAACAUCAUGGUAUGUGCUUAUUGGAACAUCAUGAUAUGUGCUUUUUGGAACAUCAUGGUAUGUGCUUAUUGAAACAUCAUGGUAUGUGCUUAUUGGAACAUCAUUGGUAUUUGCUUAUUGGAACAUCAUUGGUAUGUGCUUAUUGGAACAUCAUUGGUAUGUGCUUAUUGGAACAUCAUGGUAUGUUCUUAUUUGAACAUCAUGGUAUGUGCUUAUUGGAACAUCAUGGUAUGUGCUUAUUGGAACAUCAUUGGUAUGUGCUUAUUGGAACAUCAUUGGUAUGUGCUUAUUGGAACAUCAUGGUAUGGUGCUUUUUGGAACAUCAUUGGUAUGUGCUUAUUGGAACAUCAUUGGUAUGUGCUUAUUGGAACAUCAUUGGUAUGUGCUUAUUGGAACAUCAUGGUAUGUUCUUAUUGGAACAUCAUGGUAUGUGCUAAUUGGAACAUCAUGGUAUGUACCUUAUGACAUCAUGGUAUGUACCUUAUGACAUCAUGGUAUGUACCUUAUGACAUCAUGGUAACUGAUUAACUACCAGAUUGAAAAACCCGUUUUGGCCGAAUUAAAUCUUGGUCACAUUUUCUCAUUCUGGGUGUAUGUGCAAAUUCAGCUGCAGUCUUCAUAAUUAUAAACAUGUUCUAAUGAUUGAGAAACUAUUUUGUAGUUAAUUGAAUCUUCAAUAUGUUAAACAUAAAAUUUUUGUAAAGUUUAGUUUUGUUAGGAAAUUCUUAAUUAUUAAAUUAGUAUUUGCAAUUGAAAAGCAAUGACAAAAAUGUAUAAAUGUGUCAACUUACGUAUACAUUUUACAUUUCCAAACCAUUUAAAGCCUUUAAUUUGUUGGUUUCCAGAUAGUAUAUUGCCAAUAAUAAGAACAAUGCACCAAAGAACACAGAUAUUGAAUAACAUUUACACUUCCAAUCACUUGGCUAUGUUAUAUACUAUGUUAUAGUAAUCCUGUCACUUGUUGCCAAGGUAAACAAGAAGUACAAUUUUGUAACUAGCUCGGAUAUUAAAACACAAUUAAUGAACAGCUCGUUUUUUUUUAAAAAACAUUCUGCCGUUUGCAUGCGCUUCGAACAUAAGCAUCAUAUCGGUAAAUAAAAAUUUCGAAGCAAAACGGGAACGGAAUAAUAUGAAUAUUCGACUCGAUUUAAUACGAUACAAACAUUGGCGCUACCAACGGCUCGUGGCCAUAACGGAAUGAAACGCCUCGCCGCCCCCACCGGCUCAUGGUAGUUAACUUGUUGCAUACACUCCUUUAAAGGAGUAUUGGUUGACGCAAGCCAAUGUGGACACACUGGCUGUGACAUCGAGCCUGGCCUUCUUACACCCCCCCCCCCGUGCAUCUGAUUGACUAUUGCAUUACUCGAAUGUGCUACAUGCUGUUGAAUUUUCCAAAUUGUAUCAAUUCCACAGGUUUGCAGUCCGCAUUGGAAAACAGAAUUAAGAAAUGUCACCUUCAUGUUAGGCAGGUGUGCAUCUAGACUUCUUGACUCGGUGAGUCGUGUAUUGGUCAGUUAUUGUUAGCAGGUGUGGAUCUGGAUGGAAACACAUUUUUUUUUAAAAGAACGAAAAGCAAAAACACAUCAGCUAUUGUAUACUCAACCAUUUAUUCUUACAUAUCCUAUGGCGUUUAAUCCUACUCUGAAAGAUUCACAAUCCAUGAACAUUAUAUCCAUCGUCCUUGUGAGCGUAUUGCGUUCGAAAUGUUUGCCCUCGAAGACAAUAUAACAAAAUUUGGACAUUUGCAUAUAAGGAAAACUCGGUUUUCUAAACAUGCUUUCCUGAACUAAUGGAUGAAAAGAAGAUAAUAUUUUUUUUCCACACUGAAAACCUCUCUAAUACAAAUCCCCUUCUUUCCAUCGUAACCAAUAAUUUUUGUUUAAAAAAACAACAACACUAACAUCAUCCAAACUUUGAACAAAAAUAACUUUGUACACAAUAAAACAUUAAAAUCGAUCAUUCCUGAUAAUCCAUAAGAUUGAUUCGCAUCCCCAGAUGAUAUUAUUUUAUUGUAACCAAUAUCUUGCUGUUAUAUUGAUAUCAUAGGGAGACAUCAAAGAAUGGACGGAAUUUUCGUCAAGCAAUUUCUACACAUCCAGGAUUGCUGGGCAGGUUACAAUGCGUAAUGGCUUGGCGGCAUACGGCAUGUCUGGAGACACAGAUGGGGUAUGUGAUCGUCGGGGUAUUAAAAACUAAUGAUGACUUGACGGCAUGUACACAUAUAUGAUACAUAUAGGUUACAGCAACGUCCAUAAAGUAUGUCAAGUUGUUAUCGGCAAUGUUUACCCCAUCUCCAUCUGUCACAACAUGUCUCAAAUCCCAUCUCCAACUGUCACAACCUGUCUCAAAUCCCAUCUCCAACUGUCACAACCUGUCUCAAAUCCCAUCUCCAACUGUCAACACCUGUCUCAAAUCCCGGAAACUUUUUUUUUUUUUUUUUGGAAGUAUGUCAAAGUUUAUUACUAAAAACUUUCAAAAACGUAACAACUAUUAUAAUUUCAUCUAAUAACAACUUCCUUAUUUAACCGUAUACUUUAUAAACUUUACAUUUUUUUUCUCCCAUCUCCAACUGUCACAACCUGUCUCAAAUCCCAUCUCCAACUGUCAACACCUGUCUCAAAUCCCGGAAACUUUUUUUUUUUUUUUUGGAAGUAUGUCAAAGUUUAGUACUAAAAACUUUCAAAAACGUAACAACUAUUAUAAUUUCAUCUAAUAGCAACUUCCUUAUUUAACCGUAUACUUUAUAAACUUGACAUGUUCUUUCGGUAUACAUUCAUCACUACAGAAUGCUAACAUCACUAACAAUGUCAUGUGUUAUGUGUAGGAUAAAAAAAUAUGUUGAAAGUGUAACGUCACAUUUGAUCUUAACCCCCCCCCCAGGUCGCACCCUGUCACAAUUUCUUAGACACCCCCCACUCCUUUUCCAGAUCGUGACCUUAUUUAUGGACGGUCCUUAUCAUUACAUUUGGAAGUUUUUAAAAUUGUGUUUGCUUCCUUUACAUUAGGUCUUCUCUACAUCAUUACAAAAAAUAACUUGUUGGAUUUUAAUUUUUUUUAAAUGUUUGUAUUAUCUUUGUAUAUAUUACACUUCUGGUUCGACUCGUUGACUGCUUCUUAAUAGAAUACUUCCUAAUAGACUACUUCCUAACAGACUACUUCCUAACAGACUACUUCCUAAUAAACUACUUCCUAAUCGGCGAAUUUGGUAUUGAUAGUAAAUUACAAAUAAUCCUAAAUGUUUGAAAGAAAGUAAGGUUCAAUAAUGAGUUCAAUAUGCGCAAAAUAUAAUUCCUGAUAACGCGCUAAAGGAUUUUUUUAAUAACGCAACUGCGUUUGGUGUGUAAUAUUUUAUUUUCGCAAAAAAUUAAAUGGUCUCAAUUUAAGUAUGGUGUUAAAAAAAAAAUAUUCGUUUUAAAAGUGGUUGGGACAUGAGAAUAUUUAAUAUAGUUCAUGGGCGUGAAAUUAAACGUGUGCAGUGACGCAUCAUCGAGGAAGAGGUAAGGCGAAAAUUGGGAUUCUUAAAUGUGGGUUACUUGAGUUCAUGUUUUGUCAAUUAACUUUACUAGAUGGGAAGUUCAUGCCUUUCUGAACACAAUGUUUGGCGGGUUAUAACUUGUUUUUUUUUAUUUUUUAAAUUAUUAUUAUUCCCAUAGGGUUGAAAGCAAAAACAAAGAUGUAUCCGGAUUGGAAAGAUUUAAAUUUAAAAAAAUUAAAACGGGAUUUGUUUAGGUUUUAAAAAGAAAAGACAGAACAAUUAGGACGAUGAUUGUGUGUUGAGUUUUAUGUGUGCCAUGGUCUGCACCCGCUUUGAUUCUGUGCUUGCAGGCUCUUUCCGACCUGAUUCUGGGGACUAAAAUUGGACCCAGCUAUGCAUGCUUGUUCAUGAGACAUUUCAAACAUAUUUUCGAAAGCAAACUGCACUGGACGCCUCCCUGAAUUCUUUUAGAGAUACAUUGAUGACGGUAUUGAGGUCACCACAUUGGAGAUGAGUGAACUUGACCUUUACAUCAAAUUUGUUGGCUCCUUUCCCCCUCUAUUAAAUUCAAAUCUCUUGUUUAUAAGACCUCAGUCAACUUUUUGGACGCUAAAGGCAACCUUCAGAAAGACAGCCUACUCUCCUCACUCAAUUUAAACAUGAUGACAGCCACUGCCAUCUACUCUACUCUGCUUCCAACACUAAAUCCUGUAAAGACUCUAUUACUUUUCCUCAAUUACUUCGUCUUCGUCGACUUUGUCGGGCGGAGGACGACUUUUGGGACAAAGCACUUGAGAGGAUUGACUAUUUCUGAUGUAGGUCCUAUCAGGUGACAGUACCUUCAUCAGUCCUUCAAAGGGUUCAGAAUAUUAAAAGCGCUGCUUUUUCUAGGUCACGUCCAAGUCACAAUGUUGACAGCUACAACCAUUAUGCUCGCUAUCACCCUCACAAUCUAAUAGCCAAACAUGUUUUUUCUUUAAAAACGUGACGUACACCUCACCGACACUGACACACGUCACAUUUUCUCUUCCCAGCCUCUCAUUGUUUUUCAGACUUGAUAAAAAUGCGAGAGACCUCCUUGUGCGCAGUCGCAUCAACGCUUCUUCCUCCCACUUUGGGACCAAGCCAUGUGGACGCAGCCGUUUCAACACUUGCCCUUUUGUCGUCGAGACUCAACACAUACGCUUCCCUAAGGGCAGUUUUCAGACGCGGGAUGGUGUCCUUUGUAUUAGCCGCAAUGGUGUCAUCGCCUUUGUUUGAACAUGCUGUAGGAUGUCGCACAUAGUGUAGAUAGGACGCCGAAUCUCUGACGGUUGUACUGAAAAUUUAUGAAUAUUACGCAAGAUAAAGAGUGUCCAGUCUCUAAACGCUUCAAUAGAAUCGACCACAGUGGCACGGUGGAAUUUACAAUUAUUAUGAUAGUGACUAACACAAACACAUUGACCCGGGAGAAUUUGGAAAGCAAGCUUAUCCAAACCUAUGGUACCUUGACACCAUACGGGUUGAACAUCAUGUCUUUAUUCACAGCUUAAGCCUUUGCCCCACCCCUCCACGUCGCAACCAAUCGCAGUGGACCAAAUUCUUUUCUUUUCUUUCCCUUGUAUUUCAUCUCGCACUUACCUAUUUUCUGUCACAAUUCUUUUGCUUCCCUUUUGGAUAGUACUACUCAAAUGAGUGUUAUUUUAAAAAAUGUAUUCUGUUUUUUUUUUCUUUUUUUUCUGCUAUUUUUUCGCCAACGAAUGCUUCCUGCUGAUACGUUCGUUGUUUUGUUUCGUUCCAUUUUCAGGUUUGACUUUACUUUGUUUUACUAAUUUCCUGAUUCUGGGCUUGCAGGCAUAGUUUGGCUUCUUCCUGGGCUUGCAGGCUGUUACGCACUGCCUUCUAUUGUGAGAAAUUAAUCUCCUAUUUUAAUUUUAUGGCUCGUUCAAACAGUGCCUAACAAAGGCCGAUCCCAUAGAGAAAUACAAUCAAUAAAUACGACACCCAAAACAGUACCAAUUACAAUUAAUUACAGAGUAUGUGAAAAUCUUGUUCUGGUACACAAUUAGUACAAUGUGCCAAUUAAUAAUGAUGCAUGAUGAAUGCGAGUAAACACAUAUGAGCACACAAAGAAUAAUACAAUUGUCUCGUAAAGUUAAUAAUAUCAAUCUGAAUCUCUCUCUCUCUCUCUCUGUGUCUGUCAAUCCCUUUAUAUAUGCAGCGUAAGCCCUGCCUUCCAGAAUGUUACGACCUUAGUUAUACUUGAAAUGCUACGACGUUAGUUUGAUACUUCCUCUCACAUAGAAUACAAGCUCCCGUGAACAAUAUAUAUAAUAUUUAAAUUCUUUACAAAGCAGGAUACACAUCAGUCCAAAUACCAAUUAUCCACUCGCUCAUAUCUCUACUGACUAACUCUUAACUGACAACUCUGACGACUAACAAUUCUUUUGCUCUACCUUUCUUCCCUGACUCUCUCUGUCCGACUUUCUUCCCUCUGUCUGACCUCUAGCUAACACACAUCCCUUUUAUAUUACCACACAAACAACUCAGCCUACGCAAACGUUCCACACCACGGACUAACUUCACGCUCUGACCUCGCGAUCAACAACUCACAAAACACUCUCACGAUUCACGACUCCCCCUACCCAACAUUCGCAAAAACUAGCUCACAACACAGAAACUACUCAGCAUUUAUUUACGUUUCUCGGCAAAUCGAGAACCUUUGACCAGGUACUAGGAGACAGACUAACCAUGUUUAAUUGGUAGUUGGUAGUAAACACUACAUAUCAAACGAAUAGGCCGCGCCAUCUAUGAACGUAGCGUGUUCUAGGAAUCUAAUUUGGGGUCAAGCAAUGUUCACGCACGGGGAAAAAGUGUCAUACAGGCUCUGUUGGAAAGUUGAAGCCAACGUCUCACUCACUCCUUGCUAAUUGUGGAAAUUGUUUCAUAUUUUAGAAAUAAAUAUUUUGUGUUUCUUAAAACUAUGAUACUAUUUGUUGUUUAAAAAAAAAUAUAUUUACAAUUUAUAAAUUUAAUUUUCAGUCUUUUGUUUACGCCAUUGGAACCCCUGGGGUAUUAGUCGGCGAAGGUAAAACAUUUACUAUCUAGAGUUUUAAUAGUUGUUUGUUAUUAAUGGCUUGAACAAUAACGUUUGUAAAUGAAAAGUUUAGCACAUGUAAAAUUUAUAAGGUCAAAGUUGCACACAGUAGACUUACAGAAAGGCACAUUGAUAUAGUUUUAGAAAUUCUUUGCUGAAUAGCUCCUUAAUGUUUCAGUAUGAGCAUCUAAAUGUUACAGAAUGACAUUCUUUAUGUUACGCAGCGUGUAAACUGACUUUUAAGGCCUGUUUCUUAUUUCGAUAAUCUCCGUAACUUAUGUAGCAAAACUGACUUGGGAAUUAAUGAUGAAAGGCAUGAGCCAAGCGUAUUGGCAUUAAAUUCCCCGCAUCUUGAAGGCGCCCUGCGUUUGUUAGCUCCAGCUGCUACGUGCUCUCGGUCGUGAAAAGGAAGAUAUGUCGGGCAGUGGUUGUUGGUAAUAUUUCUCUCGACACAGGAAAAAAUUAUUAACAGUUGACCAAUACUUACGCUUGGUAAGUAAUGUGAUUGAUGAAUCGUGAUGGAUUGUGAAAUCAAUGCUUGAAAAAAGGUGGCAUGAUUAUUCCAAGGAGAGAUUUAAUAAGACAACGCCCAUUAAUACAGUAAUGGUGUCUUUUUUUAAAAGAAAUUUUCUAGAUUAAGGAAGUGUUUUGUUUCGACGGAAGAGGAAGCCUGGUCCACCAUGCAAUUUUUCGAUAAGGAGAGUCACACCCGAUUCUACAGAAGAUGCUGUGUUUUGUUUCGACGGAAGAGGAAGCCUGGUCCACCAUGCAAUUUUUCGAUAAGGAGAGUCACACCCGAUUCUCCAGAAGAUGCUGUGUUUUGUUUCGACGGAAGAGGAAGCCUGGUCCACCAUGCAAUUUUUCGAUAAGGAGAGUCACACCCGAUUCUCCAGAAGAUGCUGUGUUUUGUUUCGACGGAAGAGGAAGCCUGGUCCACCAUGCAAUUUUUCGAUAAGGAGAGUCACACCCGAUUCUCCAGAAGAUGCUGUGUUUUGUUUCGACGGAAGAGGAAGCCUGGUCCACCAUGCAAUUUUUCGAUAAGGAGAGUCACACCCGAUUCUCCAGAAGAUGCUGUGUUCAACCCCAAAAAAAAAUCUAUGAUGACAUCUUUGAAACCAAACUUUUGCCAACUGACGUUAGCCAACUGUUUAAGAAAAUAUAUAAAUAUUCAUACCGCAUACUGGUUGGACAACGCUAGACGGAGACAUUAUUAUUGAGCUAGAAUGAUGCAUUGUAAUCUAUAGACAAAUCUAUGAGCUAGAAUGAUGUAUUGUUAUCUAGAGACAGAUCUGUGAACUUGAAUGUAAUGCAAUCUUGCGACAUAUCUGUAAAAUAGAAUGAUGUAUUUUGGAAUUUCCAGGCUACGGUGAACGAGGAUUCAGUUAUUAUUGGAAAACGUGAUUCUUCGAAGAAAGUCACAUUAACUUACUGGUCGAUCACAUUUUCAGUUCUGAUGACAUAGUAUUUUGCCAGAACAAUCUUCCUUGCGCCGUAUUUUUAAAAAAAAUCUAUAUCUGAAAUGUAUUCCCACAUGUUUUCAAACACUGCCACCAUUAAGUUCACUUACUAUUUAUCAACUAUAAAUACUUUUCCCUCCCUGGAGAGAUCUAUUUCCAAAUUUCUAUGGUCACGUGGGAUCCGAACCUAUGCAUUUUUGACAAACCCAGGUACGCGUUCAAGAUUCUGGACUUUCAGUUCUGCUUUUGUUCUUAAUUCUAGGAAAUCUUCAACUGAUAGACCAAGCCAACCAACGCUCGGCAACUAUACAUUACACGUUAGAGGACAGAUUGCACACUACAGCCUAUAGCUACCUGGGUGAGUUGCAGUCCAAAAGUUCAUUUAUGAAAGAUGAUUGAGAUUUCUCUACGGAUAUGAAAAUUAAUUUAGGUCUUACACUCUUAUAAGAAAAAUGUUUUAAAGAAACAAGGACAAACAAAUCAAGUUGUCUGAAUGACAUAUGGAUAAAAAGAAAAUGAUUCUUUAAUUAGAUGUUUGCACUUGUGUGUGACAGUUUAAGCUGUUAAAAUAGUGCAGGAACAUUGGGCUUUUUAAAAACAACUGUUUUACUUAGAUUACUGUAGAAAAGUGACUGAUACUUAAACUAUUCAAAAGUUAUUUACUUAGUAAAAGAAAAAGUUAUACAUCAAUCACCUUUACACAACUAUCCACCCUUCUUUGCCCUUAUUUCUGAUUCCCCCCUAGACCAAAAUACCUACAACUUUAUAUCUAAAAAACAAAAGAAGAAUGCCCCCCUCCCCCCUUCUCAACACCCGUUUCUCAAUUUAAAGGUAUACUUUUGUUUGUGAAUCACCUCAAUCUUGUUCUAAAGGGCCACGGCGCUAAAAUGCUGUGAACCGCUGGGCUAGGAUUAUGUUUUAUAUUAUUAAACUAUUGGUGUUAUGAAGCCUUCAAAUUUAAUGCCUUGGUAAUCACUUCUGGUUGGUUGAAAAUUUAAGAACAUGAAAAGAUAACUCUUUUUUGUUGAACACCCGGGCCCACCUUGUACUUCUCACAAUAGCGUGCUGAAGUCAUUGCAUCCAACUGAGCCCUACUAAUAAGUAUUAUGAUGUUUGUUACGCAGGCUAUUCAGUAAAGCUUGGAAAGUUCUGUAACACCACUGUGCUAUGUGUAGCUGCUGGAGCUCCAGGAAAGUACAAGCAUGGCAUGGUGAGUUUCUGUUUAUUAAUGUGGCACAUCACUACUUAAGUUGAAAUGUGACACAUCACUACUGACGUCAGAAAUGUGGCGCAUAAUAAUAAAGUUUAUUUGAAAAUCCCACUUCAUCCCCAAAGGCUCGAAGCGCGGUACAAAGUCAACCAAAUAGAAGAUAAUAGCUAGCUGAAAAAGAUGGUAGAAAGCAUCACCCCAGCAGGUGUUUGCGAAAUAGAUAUGUUGUCAAAUCGUUAUUAAAAGACUCCAGUGUCUUGCUGUUUCUGAGAGCGACAGGAAGUGUGUUCCAAAUUGUUGGGCCAGAAAACGCGAAAGUGCACCUUCCGUAAGUCUCAAGGCGAACACGUGGUAAUGAGAGUUUGCCACUAUCGGAUGAGCGGAGUUUUCUAGUGCGUACAUAAGUCGUCUUGAGUGCUUUGAGAUAGGACGGUGCCAGGUCAUGCGAGCAGCGGUAGCACAGAGUUGCAAUUGUGUUCUCUAUGUGAGUGCGGACCGGCAGCAAAUGCAACUCUCUAAAAUUUUGUUAGCAUAGUCAAAUUUCCGUUUGCGAAGAACGAUGCGAGCCGCAUUAUUCUGUGUUUUUUUUUUAAUUUUAUCAAGGAGCGUAGCUGGAAGACCCACCAUGAAAGAAUUGCAGUAGUCCAUGCGUGAUAGCACGAAUGCAGACAUCGGCCUCUUUGUUGCAUCAAACGUUAAGGAAGGUCUGAUGGGACUAAUUCUGCGCAGCUCUAGAAAAAUCGCCUUUGCAAAGCAUGUUAAUGUGAUUUUCCAUAGUAUGUGUUCUAAGUAGACACCCAGGUUUCAAACUGUUUCAGCAAACUCAAUUGGUAUACCUGGGAGGAUAAGGGAUGGUAUGAUAUUUACAGAUUAUAGCUUCUGAGCGGUAGCAAUGGGGAUCAGCUUGGUCUUUAUAUCGUUCAAUUUAACUUGUUAAAAUUCAUCCAGUGCUUAACUGACUCCACUGUCUCCUGUGUCGUUCUAAGAAGCUGAUAGCUGAGAGGGGAUCGCGGAUUGCUGAAGUCGGGUAUCAUCCACCAACAUGUGAUGUAGCAUUUCAAACUGCUUGAUCACUGCACCCAGAGGCUGGAAGUACAUAGUACAUCACUAGUUAGUCAGAAAUGCUUAUAAUAAAAAAAAAAAAAUUUUUGCAAAAUUUUUGUUUGGGUCGACUAAAUCAUCAUUAUUUUUAAAAUCAUCUCUAACACAACUGUCCCCCCCCCGACAACACCGCAUAUGCUUGAUUCUGUACUCGUGCCACAAUAUAAAUAACACCACUAUGUGGUGGACUCGUUUUCAUAAAAUGCCGGAAAUUCGCUCAAACCAAAUAAAAUUAAAUUCCGGUAGGCACUUUUAUGUAUCAGUCAAACAAACUGUUGACAUCCGACACCAACUAGCUGAGCUAGAUGAUUCCAAAUAGGCGUGGGCGGAGAGGGGACAAAACAAAAAAAAAGUGAAAUGACGAUGCCACAAUCAGUGACGUUGGAAAAGUGUGUGUUUGGGGGGGGGGGUGGAGCUCCGCACCCCAAGCGGCACUUUUUCGUUUCAUAGUGUGCCGUCUUCUUGUCCAACUGCUGAGGUUUUAUGGUUGAUGGGGCGGAAAAAUCCUUAUCAGGCGGCACUAACCCUAGCAACACCACUGCCCACCAGAUAGACAAUUAACAAACCCCUAUGCGCCGCAGUAGGUCAAGCGUGAGGAAAGACGUGAUAGAAUAUUGUUGUGUCAGUGUGCGCCUUUGUAAGGAUUGAUGUUUAAUUAUAAAACGUUUCAAAUCGUCCUUUCGAUAAACAUAAAAAAAUAAAUCAGGAUUUAAAAAAAAAUAUACGUUUGAUUAUUUUUAUUAAAUUAUUUAUCUUUCAUAUAUUUAUUUUAUUUGAAUUACAACCAAAUUAAUUUCAAAUGACUGAAAUGUCAAACUGCAGUGGUUGGCGAGCCCAAGACCUAAUGGUAACCGAACCCGAUCGGAACCCUGCUGACGAUCGAACCCGGACUGAGAUGCUAACAUCGAGUCCCUUCUCCAAUAUAUUUAAUUACCCCCAUUGGAAGAAAAUAAAUUGCCAGCACAGAUCCAAUGACCUCAUCCAAAAGUACACGGGCCCUGGUUAAGGAUAAUUGCAGCGAUCUAUAUCUUUAGUAGGACGCAAAUAUCAGAGGCGUUGCGAAGGGGGCAGAGGGGACAAAUGUCCCCUGGGGCCAGCUAGUUAGGGGCGCCAAAAUGUGCUUUGAUAAUUAUUUUAUUGAUUAAAAUAAUAGGUUUUUGAUAGUUAGAAAAGGAAAAAAUAAGGGCGCUUUAAAAUGAAUCUUGUCACCGGGCGCCAAACACUCUAGCUACGCCUCUAGCAAAUAUAGUCACAUGUUGGGAUAUUUAUGUUUUUACUCGAUUCAGGGAUUCUUAAACUCUUUGUUUCCGGUUUUUAAAAGACAAAUAAAUGUAGAUCAACUAUUCAGAAAUAAAGAGGUCGUCGGCUAAUUCCCAAGUGUGAAAGUUAGUUAGGCUUUAAAACCUUAUGAAAAAUUUACAUGUUUUCUUUCUGAAAUGACUAGGUCGAGAUCUAUGCAUGGGAAGACAGGACAGCACACAAAACGUUAGUGGCGAAACAAGCUCUCUCGGGAACACAGGCCAGUCAAAAUUUAUUUAUUUCUUUAAAUGGCGAAUAAAAGAGCAAAGCCUGUAAAACAAAUUUGGGUUAUAUACCGUUCCAUUGCUAUGUUUCGUAGUCAUUGUUACAGCAUUAUUACUACUAUAUUUGGGCUUAAGCUCGAUUGAUUGACUGUUAUUGUUAAAUUGUACGCAAUAAUUUAGGUAAUUACGGUUAAUAGUUAUAUCUUUUUUUUAAAUUUAGCAUUAAAUCUACAAUAAUAUCCAGAGCAGAAGUUCAUACAAUUGUUUUGUUCUUUAAAAGUUUAACUAUACGCAUGAGCCCAGAAAUUCGGCUCUGUGGAGAGAAAAAAAACCAACGUUAAAUAAUUAUUAUUUUUAUCAUUAUUGACAAAUAGAAAACCGUGAGAGAUCCAAUGGACGUUUUCAUGGGAUCGGUAUGAUAACUACUUCUUAGAAAUCGGGAAUUUUUACUUUAAACUUUAUUGUACCUUUGUUCCAUAAUUACCAUUAGGAUGUGGGUCGAAUAGAAUAACUCAUCAAAAACAUUUUGCGUUUUUUCCCUCCUUAUAUCCAAAAAUCUGUUGUUUUGAAAUCUGGACUUUUUUUUACAUUUUUUUAAAAAAUUUUUAAAUUUAAAUAAAUUUUCGCAUAGUUUAUUUUUAAUUUUUUUUUUUUUUAAUAUCUUAUGUCAUGCUUUUAUUUGAAGGCGUGGUCAAACUUUGGGUACAGCCUGUCUGCUGUUGACGUGGACAAUGAUGGAUACGAUGAGCUGCUGGUUGGUGCGCCUUUUUUUUCAGACGAAAACGACAAGGUCAAUGGCUUUGAUCAAGGACGCGUUUACAUUUUCUCACGAACGGAGGAAAAUCCCGUAAGAUUUUUUUUUUUUUUUUUUAGCAAAACUUGAUCUUAAAAUAAAAAUUUUACCAUUUUUAAACCAGAACUGCUUGAUUGAUGCGGUGAACAUUUGAUAACACUGAAAAUGCUGGGCACUUCAAUAAGUGAAGUGCCCAAGCUUUAUCAAUAUUUGAAAAAAAACAACACAUAAUUCUUAAAUAAGAGUUUUGUAUAUUGUAUAAAACGAUAACAACAUACAAAUCUAUAAAAAUAGAAUUCAUCGUGGACCAUCAACGGUAAUUUAAAAUAUAUACAUAUAUUUCUUAACACACGUUUUGUAACUGUAAGAUAUCCCAUAAAGAUUGAAGAUUUAUUUUAAAAGUUCUCCUUUGUAUAAACAAUUAUAGCCAAAACAACAAAUUCAAAUUGAAAUGCUGAUCCAAUCGUUCAUGUAACGUUAAAAAAAAAAAGCUAAAUUAAUUUGAAACAAAGGCUUUCGACCCACUUAAUAGUCUGAAAGCGGGUGUUAGUGUUCUAAAUUAAGAAUCUAACGUGCAAAAAAAAAAAUAAUAAUAAAAUGAUUAAAAUUACGGCAAUACUUGUGUUGAAAUCAAGAUGUAUUCUUUUCUUUCUUUUUUUUUUUUUUGAAUAAAAAAAAAAAAAAAAAACAAAAAAAAAAAAAAAAAAAAAAAAAAAAAAAAAAAAAAAAAAAUAAUAAAAAAAAAAAAAAAACAUGUGUUAAAAUCAAGAUGUAUUCUUUUCUUUCUUUUUUUUUUUUUUUGAAACUGCGGUACCAGAAUUGACCAGCCUGCUCCCGAGUGGUUAUCAAGUUUAAAUCAUUCAUCUCAUCAAGUCAUUAUUGUCCCUAAAGAUUUUAAGUUUUGUAGGUUUUUUAUGGCUGAUUUUUUCGCACGAUAAUGCUCAAGAUGGCCAGUGUUUCAAUUGUUCUAAGUGUAAAAUGUCUCUGGUUAAGAUAUGUAUUUUGUAAGUCCUGAACGUGAAUGUGUAAAAUGUAACAAGACAAUUCUGAUCGAUUAAAUAAUCUUACCUUAUCUUUUCUUAUUAAAAAAAAAAAAGAAAAUAUAUUUUUUUUAAAAUCACGUUUUUCUUUCUCUUGCUCUGCUCCCUCUCCUAUCACAUGUCUCAUAUCUAUCCACGGGGUGCGGGGGAAGGGAGGGGGGGCUAACUAUUAUUGUCAUCCCCAUACCAAAAUACUUAACUUUUUUCCAAUGCAAUAUAUUAAAUUUAUAGGAACAUAAAAGAGCAAUGUAAAUUUAACAAUUAAAUAAUUUAAUGCUGGAAUGAAACAAGCGCCUGCGUUGGGAAAAGACCGUAGCCUGAUCUUGGGUGCAUCCAAAAAAAAAUGUUUCUUUGUCUAAAGUGGUGAGGAAGUACGAAACGACUGUCUGUUAACAAGCCAUCAAUAAAGUUUUUCUUUGCGGGUCCAAGCUAUUAUCAUUCAGUUCGUUCUUCGGUGUACAGUAUCAACAGUGCUUUAGAACGGGCUUUUUUUUUUUUCCACGCUCCGCUCCAGGCACAUUUUUGUUAGCUCCACUACCAGCUACGGGAAAAUUAAAAAGUGGAAUGGAUAGGGGCUGGGAUGUGUAAAGGAGUGGGGGAAACAUGAUAGAAACGUGGGGCAAAAUACUUUUAAAGAGCGUGGAAAAAAAUGGUCGAAGAUUAAGACAUCAUAAUGGGAAGAUGAGUGGGGUAUUAUAGUUUAGUGAAGAGUGGGCUAAGAUAACUGGUAAAAGAGUGGGGUGAUGUAGAUGGAGAGAAGUGGGGCAAGAAAGCUGGUAGAAGAGUGGGAAUAUAUAGUUGCAGAAGAAUGUGGCAACGUACCAGGCACAAAAGUGGGGAAUCAAUUUUAAUGAAUUAUUUUUUAUUUUAAGAAUUAAGUACAAUUAGUUCUUUUACAUAAUUUUAAACAAAAAUGAAUUCAUUAAAAUAUUUUAGAGCUUCUAACAGUAAGACAUUUUACUAGCUCCAGCUCCGGGCAAAUAAAACCCUGCUCCAGAGCUCCAAGCUUCGCUCCAAAUCCCUGAAAUCAACUAAAUGGCCAGGGGUGGGGAGCUUUAUUCAGUACCCCAGGUAACGCUUCCAGACUAACACAUCCCUGCAGAAGUAUUUUCCACGGUCUUUGGAAACAAAUUAAUUACCAGUCUUUUACUGAUGACCAUACAUCGUAUCAUAACAAUUAUUUGUGCUGUUGCUUAUUAACGAAUACUGAUUCUGAAACGUACUGACGGAUCCCAAUUGUACACACAGAGCUACGAACUGAAAGUAACACUCGAUGGCUCAAAGAAGUCGUAUUCUUUGUUUGGAACAGCGAUAGCUGCCAUAGGGGACGUGAACAGAGACAACAUCCCAGGUAAGACUUUGUAAAUGUACACGUCUUUCUUCUUUUAAUCAUGCUGUGGUUAACUGCAGCAUUUGAUGGAAACAUAAGGCUUCGAAGUGCUCGUGAUGUCAGGUCUACGACACUUGACGUGGCUGAGUUGGCUCAGUGAGACACCUUUCAGUAAAUAAUUUGUUUUAAAAAAAAAGAUUAACCUGAUUUCUGAAAGCUCGUACAAAAGAAAAGAAAAGAGAUAAUAAUAAUAAAAAAAUUAUUGAUCUAUGUCCUGUCCAGUACCUAAAGGUUAUGUACCAGAAAAGAAUCACGCUAACGGACUGGUCCAUGAGAUUUAAGAAAUGUGUACGUACAUUUCAGAAUGUGUAAAAAAACAAAAAUGUCAUUAAAAUCUCAGUUUGGUUUUAAAUUAUCUAGAAAUGCCAAUAGGAAUCCUAUUUAAUAUAUAUAUAUAUAUAUAUAUAUAUAUAUAUAUAUAUGAUAGUGUCUAUGUCAAGUGAAAACAAAGUCACUUUUUGUAUUUAAGGCGAUUGGAGAAAUAACACAAACAUAAAAAUAUAAUAAUAACCAAGUCACUUUUUGAAUUUAAGGCGAUUGGAGAAAUAACACAAACAUAAAAAUAUAAUAAUGCACCAUUUUCUACAUCUUAACUAAGAUAUUGCUAUCAGUGCACCGACAGAGGACAUGGGUGCCUAUGUCAAGUGAAAACCAAGUCACUUUUUGAAUUUAAGGCGAUUGGAGAAAUAACACAAACAUAAAAAUAUAAUAAUGCACCAUUUUCUACAUCUUAACUAAGAUAUUGCUAUCAGUGCACCGACAGAGGACAUGGGUGCUGGAUCUGUUUACAUUUACAUGGGGACUCCAGAUGGAUUUGUCAACAGUCCUUCUCAAAUACUGACAGCGUCACAGGUAGAAUUCUUCAUAGUAAUGUUACAUUUUAUUAUAUUUAAAAAUAAUAUCUAUUUGUGAAUUUGAGAUUUGCCAUGAUAUUUUGUUUAGCAUGAAACGUAUAUUUUGAUAUUUAAACCUGUCGAAGGCAUAAAACAAUGUUCGCUAGGCGUGCCAAUAAACAUCACUUCAGAAAUUAUAUUUCUACACAAUAAUUUUGUGUUUCAAACUCUUUUGUUGUUCCAACAAUAUCUUUUAACUCCUAACAGCAAUAUCUUGUAACUCUCAUGUCUAGUCAUCCUAACAGCAAUAUCUUGUAACUCUCAUAUCUAGUCUUUUUAAUAGCAAUAUCUUGUAACUCUCAUAUCUAGUCAUCCUAACAGCCAUAUCUUGUAACUCUCAUAUCUAGUCUUUUUAAUAGCAAUAUUUUGUAACUCUCAUAUCUAGUUAUCCUAACAGCAAUAUCUUGUAACUCUCAUAUCUAGUCAUCCUAUCAGCAAUAUCUUGUAACUCUCAUGUCUAGUAAUCCUAUCAGCAAUAUUUGUAACUCUCAUAUCUAGUCAUCCUAACACCAAUAUCUUGUAACUCUCAUAUCUAGUCAUCCUAACACCAAUAUUUGUAACUCUCAUAUCUAGUCUUUUUAAUAGCAAUAUCUUGUAACUCUCAUAUCUAGUCUAUUUAAUAGCAAUAUCUUGUAACUCUCAUAUCUAGUCAUCCUAACAGCCAUAUCUUGUAACUCUCAUAUCUAGUCUUUUUAAUAGCAAUAUUUUGUAACUCUCAUAUCUAGUUAUCCUAACAGCAAUAUCUUGUAACUCUCAUAUCUAGUCAUCCUAUCAGCAAUAUCUUGUAACUCUCAUGUCUAGUAAUCCUAUCAGCAAUAUUUGUAACUCUCAUAUCUAGUCAUCCUAACACCAAUAUCUUGUAACUCUCAUAUCUAGUCUUUUUAAUAGCAAUAUCUUGUAACUCUCAUAUCUAGUCAUCCUAACAGCAAUAUCUCGUAACUCUCAUGUCUAGUCAUCCUUACACCAAUAUCUCGUAACUCUCAUGUCUAGUCAUCCUAACACCAAUAUCUUGUAACUCUCAUAUCUAGUCAUCCUAACAGCAAUAUCUUGUAACUCUCAUGUCUAGUCAUCCUAACACCAAUAUCUUUUAACUCUCAUGUCUAGUCAUCCUAACACCAAUAUCUUGUAACUCUCAUGUCUAGUCAUUCUAACACCAAUAUCUUGUAGCUCUCAUGUCUAGUCAUCCUAACACCAAUAUCUUGUAACUCUCAUAUCUAGUCAUUCUAACACCAAUAUCUUGUAACUAUCAUGUCUAGUCAUCCUAACACCAAUAUCUUGUAACUCUCAUAUCUAGUCAUCCUAACACCAAUAUCUUGUAACUCUCAUAUCUAGUCAUCCUAACACCAAUAUCUUGUAACUCUCAUGUCUAGUCAUCCUAACACCAAUAUCUUGUAACUCUCAUGUCUAGUCAUCCUAACACCAAUAUCUUGUAACUCUCAUAUCUAGUCUUUUUAUUAGCAAUAUCUCGUAACUCUCAUAUCUAGUCAUCCUAACACCAAUAUCUCGUAACUCUCAUAUCUAGUCAUCCUAACACCAAUAUCUUGUAACUCUCAUAUCUAGUCUUUUUAAUAGCAAUAUCUCGUAACUCUCAUAUCUAGUCAUCCUAACACCAAUAUCUCGUAACUCUCAUAUCUAGUCAUCCUAACACCAAUAUCUUGUAACUCUCAUAUCUAGUCAUCCUAACACCAAUAUCUUGUAACUCUCAUAUCUAGUCAUCCUAACACCAAUAUCUUGUAACUCUCAUAUCUAGUCAUCCUAACACCAAUAUCUUGUAACUCUCAUGUCUAGUCAUCCUAACAGCAAUAUCUUUUUAAAUUCUGAUUCCUCUUUAUUUACUCAGCUACACUUUUUUUUCAGGUGCUAACAUCUACAGGGUUUCAAGUCAGGGGAAUGGGUUUCGCUAUCUCUGAAGGUGUUCAGCUCGCCAAGAAAGGGUACCCGAUAUUCGUCGUGACAUCUGUAGCAGAUGAUGCCAUUCUCAUUGUCAAGAGCAGGUUAGUGUGCUACAUUCACCUCUGCCACAUGUGUCCCAAAUGUAAUGAGUGUAAUGAAUUUUUAAAAACUAAUUUAGAGAGAAUUUACACUAAUUUAAACGACAAAAUAUGUCACAUAAAUAUCUUAAAGCUGAUAAUAUUGCUCGAAUUACGAGAUCAAUUUUCGAUCAUAUAUUUAAUGCGACUUUUGUAUAAAGCCUUGUCACAACUUUCAAAUCAGUUUUUGAUUAAAUGUAGAUGGAAUUAAUUUUUUUUUUAAUACCUGUAUUAUUGUGCGACCUCCAUAACUAGUGAACAAACACUAAAAAAAAAGGAUUCAACAAUCUAGCUUAUAUUGAGUACCCGAAACAACAACAGUCACCAAAUAAAAAUAAUGUACUUAUAUUAGAAGAAGGAUACAAUAGUAACAACAGUUGAACAAUAAUUAGCGUAGCGCAUGAUGAAAUUACAACAUUAAACCUAGUACACAGAUUUAGCGACAACGGAUUUAACAAUAAUUGAAUUUAUGAAAAGUCAAAAACGAAGAGGAAUACCAAACCACACAAGAAAUAAAAUAAAGUAAAUGGGGGUAUGGACGAACUAAAUCACGCAUGGUGCCCCAGGGUGGGACUUUGGUACAGGGCCUCCAUAAGAUCCUCCUACAGAUGUAGCUUCCCUUCAAUUUAGAUCACUCGUUUAGAAGAGUUCCACUUUUUGAAUCUUUUAUUAGUAAAUUCGCCUUUAUGCGUGUUUCUUUCUUUCUUUGUGGCAAACUCUUCUGAAGGUUAAUUGACCUACUUUUGGUCGUUCCAUCGAGCUGAAAUUCGGCACACUGAAAUGUUGUUGACGGCAACAUAUUCGUUCAAAUUUUCAGCCCCAUCCCACGAGCCCCGCCCCAAAAAUCUGUUUCUCCUUUUUAUCUAUAAAGGGGAGGGGGGUGUAAAUAAUUUCUUCAAGGGGUGCGUGACUUUGUGUCCAAUACUUGUAUAGCUGUUGUUAUUUGCUCUGUAUUUGUGAUGUAUUUGUGUUUAAAUGUAUCUUUAGUCUUUUGGGUAUUGCAUGCACUAAGUUUGAUAAGAACCCUUUCCCAUACCAAAAAUCAGUUGCUACAAUCACAUGAUAAAUCACGUACAAUGGCAUAAUUGAAAACGAAAAUGCAUGUAAAGGAUUUGAAAGCAAAACAAUGUGUAAGGGGUUGUUUCAUUUAUCGACUAAUGUUGCUGUAGGAAUAGAUCCAAGACAGCAAAGUCAUAUCCUGACAGCACACACGGACUUACAAGUUAAAUCAAAUUUCUUUUGUGUGUGUUAUUAUGGCAAACAUUAAACACAUUUUCUUAAUAUGUAAAAAUUAUACAAAUAAAGAUGUCCUUGGUAGUUGGUUGUAAGAGCUUUCUUUUAUUCGUACCUAUUCGUUUUGUACAGGUCUGUAGUUGAUGUAAUGUUUCAACUCAAAACUGACCCCGAAAGGGUAGAUACAGAAAAGGAAUGCUCUAAACUGAAGGCGCCUUGUUUCACCGUCCAGUUUUGCCUGAACCAUUCUAUAAGAGAUGAACCAUAUCGUCCUCUCAGUGAGUCAUGGAUAAUUUUAUGACAUCUAUAGAAAAAUACAUUUUAAACAAAAAAUGAAUGUCUUUGUAGAAAAUGAAAACAAAUAACUGCCGUAACUGAAUGGCUUUUAUUGAUGAAAUCUUCACAUCUAGUGAUUUUCUAUCUAUAAAGUUUAGAUUAUCUGGUCCUUAACAGGCAUUCUUAAAUAAACAUUUUGUUGACUUUUUCCACCUCAGACUUCACUGUCAAUUUAGAGAUGGAUGUCCACCUGCCACCUGGAUUAAAACGCGCUCUUUUCGUACAGAAAAACGAAACUUCAAGUAGCAUCGUAAUUGGUCAGUUUCUGGCUAGAAAAAAGAACAACUGUACGGACUUUACGGCAGUUCUACAAAAAGUAAAUGAAAUAAUAAUCUUGUAUGGCAUAUUGAAAAAAAAAAUCUUAUAAUUGUUAUAUCUUAGUUAACUCAGUCGCAAAAACAAAAAGAUGCAUACAAUUAAGAUGGCCAUAAUUCUAAUGCUCUGAGUACUGUGACGUAAAAAAAAAGUCAUUCUUUUAUAAAUUAAAGUUGUAAGACGUCCUGGGUUCAUUUAAUGUUUAUUCCCUUUUUCUGUCCAUCUGUCUCUUCCAUUUGUCUCAUUUUGAAUCUCUUAAAAUCUCAUCAAAAAUUUGGUGAUGUCUUUCCCUCCAUCGCUUAUUCUGUAUGCAGUCUAAAUAACAGGUCAUUUCUGAAUGAUACCGUUUUUGAGCAAAAAAUUAAUGGAAAGAAAUACAAUUUUUAAAAUAUUCAAGAAAUAAUAAGUGAUUUAAAUAUGUUGCCCUUUCAAUAUAUAUGAUACAACUCUGAGAUAGUAAGACAAGACAACGUUAAGAUGGCAGGGGGGGACAGCACUGAGAGGGCAAGAGAGGACAGCUUUGAGACGGCAAGAGAGGACAGCUUUGGGACGGCAAAAGAGGACAGCUUUGAGAGGGCAAGAGAGGACAGCUUUGAUACGGCAAGGGAGGGCAGCUUUGAGACGGAAAGAGAGGACAGCUUUGAGACGGGAAGAGAGCACAGCUUUGAGACGGAAAGAGAGGACAGCUUUGAGACGGAAAGAGAGGACAGCUUUGAGACGGAAAGAGAGGACAGCUUUGAGACGGCAAAAGAGGACACCAUUUUUCUUUAUCAAAUUGUAAAAUCCUAAGUUCUAUGUGCACAAAAAUAUUGGCAUCCCAGCUAGUAACUAUAUCAUUGUAUUGUUUCCAAGGAUCAAGUCAACAGAGACAGAUUUAGACCCAUUCAGAUUCUGGCGACGUACGAAUUGCACAAUUCCUCUAACAAAGACAACGACCCCAUAUUAGAUGUGUUUAAGCCUAACAAUGCUACCACAACAGUGAGUAUAGUCUUUUUCCAGGAAUUAUUCUGCCGGUAUAAGCCAAUGAAUUUUAAAUACAUACAAAUAGAUGUGAUUUAUCCGAUGCUUAUUAAUUGCUUGUAUCCCAGAUUAUAGCAGGGCACAAAGUGUUAUAACUUAAUGUCCUCUGACAGAAUGUCCUCUUAAUGUGCGUAGAACAAUGAUAUCUGUUAGCAGUUCUUACUAUAGAUGAGUAGAACCAUGAUUUCUGCUAAAAGUUCUUACUGUAGCUUAGUAGCAAGCAGUUCUUAGUUCUUACUGAAGAUGAAUAGGACCAUGAUAUCUGUUAGCACUUCUUAUUGAAUAUAUAUCAUCAAUUCACCUUAAGGACAUUAGGACAACAAGCACAUUAUAUCUCAACCGGAUCAUUAUUUUACAUCUAUUUAUUUUUCAAGAUAUCUAAAUGAUAUUUAAAUGACUUAAAAUGUUUAACCAAAGAAAUUAAAUUAAUGCCAAAUUUCUUAAAAUCAUUGUGUUACAGGCUACUUUUCUCAAUAAAUGUGGAAGUGAUAACAUUUGUGAGGCUGAUCUAAACCUCAACAGCACGAUAAGAUACUCCGCUGCUGGUAACUGGUCAAGUUUAGUGGUCAAUGAUACUAAGGUUUGUAGCUAAAGAAGAAAAAAAGUUGUGUCAAAUUUACUAGACAAUUUAAGUUUGUGGUUUUCUAUAGCAUUAAAGUAAAGGUUUACGUUGAAAAGAAAAACUAACACCAUUACUAUGGCUUACAUGACCCACCUUAGAGCCGUUGUUGGUGGCUAUCAUGAUCCACAUUAAAGCCGUGGUUGGUGGCUAACAUGACCCAGCUUACAGGCGUUUUUGAUGGUUAUAAUAUCCAAUCUUACAGCCGUGGUUGAUGGCUAUUAUGACCCACUUUACAGCCGUUGUAGGUGGCUAACAUGACCCACAUUACAGCAGUUGUUGAUGGUAAUAAUGACCCACCUUACAGCCGUUGCUGGUGGCUAACAUGACCCACCAAAUAGCCGUUGUUGGUGGUUAAAAUGACGCACCUUGCAGCCGUAGUUGGUGGCUACCAUGACCCACCUUACAGCCGUUGUUGGUGGCUACCAUGACCCACCUUACAGGCGUUGUUGGUGGCUAACAUGACCCACCUUACAGCCGUAGUUGGUGGCUGACAUGACCAACCUUACAGGCGUUGAUGGUGGUUACCAUGACCCACCUUACAGGCGUUAUUGGUGGCUGACAUGACCAACCUUACAGGCGUUGAUGGUGGCUAACAUGACCCACCUUACAGCCGUAGUUGGUGGCUGACAUGACCAACCUUUCAGGCGUUGAUGGUGGCUACCAUGACCCACCUUACAAGCGUUGAUGGUGGCUACCAUGACCCACCUUACAGGCGUUGUUGGUGGCUAACAUGACCCACCUUACAGCCGUAGUUGGUGGCUACCAUGACCUGGUUGUCAAUUUUGGAGAUUUUGCGUACAUGUGCUUAUGGGUAUGUUUUUUUUAAAUCAUUUUUUUUUUUAAAUUUGGUUGGGGCGGGGUGAUGGCUGUGUCUUGGCACAAAGUUCAAACAUUAAUUUACAAAUUCUGGAAUUAUUAUUUUGAAAUUCAGACCUUCGAUUAAUAGCACGUUUAUCUUUCUAAAUUUGGAGAGAGGUCUUCACCAGUCGUCCUGUGUUGAUUAGUUCGCUUAUCUGAAACCUAUCGACAGUUUUCUACCUAUACUAGUCUUAUAAUUACUACUUAAAGAUAACAAAUUAUUUUUAUUUUGAAUUUCCUUUUCUUGAAUUGAAAAGUUUUAAAAGAGCCUCAACGAAGAGGAACUAUUCCAGUGAAUAGUUGUUUGGUUGUAGCGGACACCAUUAUUUUGCAUCUCAUAUUUCAAGAAAUAGAUGGAAUUAUAAACCUUUAGAUUAGCACCACAUUCUCAAAUGCAGUCACAGGAUCGUUUUGACAACCUACUUGUUUUGAUGUUAUUAAGUGAAAUAUUACAAAUAGCUUGGUAAAAACAGUAAUGCGUAGAUCAAAACUCAAAUUGUUUCGGGAUUGCACCCCUGAAGGCAAAAAUAAACAUGUAUUAAUCCAAAAGGGAGCUUAAGCAGAAUUUUUACAAAAUAUACAGAUUAAUUAGUGAAAAAUACCACCAAAAAACAUCAAAAGCAAUUCAUUUUUAUUAUCAUGACGUUCAAUGAAUUAAUGACUGCGAGAAUAUUUUUACCUAGAAUGUUUUAAAAUGUUUUAUUUUAAAUUAUGAUUGAGAGGGACUGAUUUGUUUGUUAAGCUGUGACAACACGCCAUUGUUUGUUAAACUGUGAUAACCAGCAAAUGUUUGUUAAAAUGUGACAACCAGCCAUUAUUUGUUAAACUGUGACAACUAGCCAUUGUUUGUUAAACUGUGACAAUUUGGAAAUAUCCCACAAACAAGCACAUUAUUAAUAAUUUGCCGUUGAAUUUAUUUUACACAGGAACGUGCUAGUUAAAUCAAACAUCUAUUUUUUUUUAUUUUUUUUUUAUUUUAGAUCUAAAAUGAAUCGUGUAACUACACAAUAAAUAAAAAAUAUUUUUUUUUAUACCUUAAACUUUUAAAAAGUAACAAAACGUUGUAGUAGAAACUCACUUACUAAGUGUUUAGAGAUGCUUUUUAGGUGUGCAGUUAGCUUGGCGUUUUAAAUAGUUCGCAUUUUUAAAAAUGUACAAAUUUAUUUUGGAAGCAAAAUCAGAAUGCGUUACCCGUCCCCAGACACCAUUUCCAUGCAUAAAUAAAACAUUAAAGUAUUGAGCAUAUAAUAUUCAUUGUCUACUCUUUUGUUGAUAUUAGUAAAAGUUUCUGAAACUGUUGAUUAAAACAUUGUGUCGUAGGAAAUGAUACUUCAUAUUGAUGUCGAAAAUAAAAACGAAACCUCAUUUUGGACAAUAGUAACCAUAGAGGUGGACACCCUGGGUCUUAACUUCUUCAGUGCGAGAUCCAGUUCGAGCUGUCGGCUGGAACCAGCUGUCGGGCGUUCUAAUAAAACCACGGUAGGAUACUCUUUGUCAUACCUGAGUAAUGCUCACAUUUUUUUUUUUAAUUUAAAAUUAUUUUGGGAAACAAUUAUCAUAAACUUUUAAUAACCUUUGGGAAAUAGACAUAAAUAUUAAUUCGUGAAUUAUGUAGCUUUAAAAGCUUCUAUUCAUUCUCUUUAUCAAAGAAAGACACCCCCAAUUCCCAUGCUUAAGGUGAUACUCAAUGGAAAUUUAGCUUCAGACAUGGCCAUUUAGCUUCAGAACAAUGGAUAGUUUAAAUCUUUAAUCUAAAUGUCGAAUGAAACUGCUUUGAUCUGCAUGUCGUCAGAUAACCUGUCAUUUGUUUGAACCGCUGGAAAAGGACAAACGCAUCAGUCUAAAUGUCACCCUGGACACCAGCAAUCUGGAGCUCAUCAAGAAAACGUUUGAGACCAGGGUCAGCGUCAUGCCGAAGGAUCUCAAAAAUAACCCCGAACUCGCACCGGAUGAUAACAGAGAAAUGCUCAAAACGGACGUUUUAAUCAUUGCUAACCUGGUCAUAGACAGGUGAGACACAUAUGCUAGGGAAAUAUAGAGUAUGACAUGGUCAUAGACAGGUGAGACCCAUAUGCUAGGGAAAUAUAUAGUAUGACCUGGUCAUAGACAGGUGAGACACACGUGCUAGGGAAAUACAGAGUAUGACCUGGUCAUAGACAGGUGAGUCACAAGUGCUAGGGAAAUAUAGAGUAUGACCUGGUCAUAGACAGGUGAGACCAAAAUGCUUGGAAAAUAUAGAAUAUGACCUGGUCAUAGACAGGUGAGAUACACAUGGUAGGGAAAUAUAGAAUAUGACCUGGUCAUAGACAGGUGAGAUACACAUGGUAUGAAAAUAUAGAAUACGAAACAUUUGCCCAAAAAAUGUUUAAGUUAUUUUGUGACCUAGAAUGCAUUUAGAUUAAGACUAAGUGCAGUUUUCGUUAACUUAAAUUAUCUUAUUGGGCAAAUAUUGUAUAAUAGGAUUCAUUCACCUCACCUUUUAGAAUGAUGAGAAAAUAGUAUCAUGAAAAAAAAGAAUUUAAUGAACAUUUGCCCUCCCCCCCCCCCAAUUUUUUGCCAAUGUUAUGUUAUUUUGAUGUGAUCCAAAAGACGGAGUGAUAUUCUUUAUUAAAUUUGAUGAAGGUUGAUUAUUAUUUACAUAUGUUACAGGUUGCUUAUAAUUGACACAUGCUAAAGGUUGUUUAUUAUUUACAUAUGCUUUUUUCUAUUUAUUUUUUUUUUUGGUGGCAUCCGUACGUCACAAUGUGACGAUGGUGUGGAAUUCGCAUGACGAAAUCCACAAGGCCUGGGAUUAUUCUUCUAGGAUUUUGAGCUGGAUCCCAAUAGAAAAACGCCUCUCUCAACGCCGCUGGGUAAAUUCAAGGGAACAUCAUGUGGAUGAUAAAGCUUGGCACCAGUGGCGUCGCAGGAGUUGUCGGAAUGUUUCAUUGUACCAAUGUUAUCCGCCUACUGGACCCCGUCUCCGAGUUUAAAUUCAGAGUUUCCGUCUCUUAGAUGAGUUGCCACCCAAAGCUGACGAGUCCCUUCCACCUGGGAUGCUAGGGAUGUAUUUUGCUUGAGAUUUGCUCAGUUUAGACCACUCCGCCAACCAGCACCCACAUAUAUUUAGGGUUACUUAUUAUUUACAUAUGUUACUGUUGUAUCUCUUCAACCAGCUCCUCCUCGCCAACAGAACACACGGUCACUGCAGUAAGACAAGUCAACCAAAAAGGGGCCACCCCCUCGGUACAAAGCAGCCAGAAGCCAAUGAACGUCACCCACAAAAUUUUAAUGCUGAACAGAGGGCCGAGCUUUCUGCCACCAUGUAGUGUCUACGUGUUCAUCCCCAAUAAAUUAGAAGAUUCGUCGCUUUUAGUCCUAGAGACUGACGUCCAGGUAAGCCAAACGGAUUUCUUGUACUGCAGGAAAGAAUUUAUUUUUAAUAUUUCGUUUCUUUUUUUCAAAGUUUGUAAGGUAUUUUUGUUUUUCCUUCUGUUUUAUCCCCCCCAAAAAUGAAUCGGUAAGGAAUAUGUGAAAGUAAUGGAUGCUCCGUUCAGAAUGUAGAGUAUGCCUCAGAGAAAUAAUUGGUAUCGUAGUCGAAUCACUUGUUGAAGUAAAAAUUCUCCAGCCCUUAUUUCACCAUGGAAUAGUAAAUGUAUACUAUUGUUUGGGUACAGUCAUCUAAUGUCUUUUUUUGUUCUUAAUGUUGCGAUUAGUAAAUAUAGAAUUGAGGAACACUUUUCCAAUACUUAUAUAUAAGCAUAUUAUAUAUAAGUAAAUAUGUGUGUACAUAUAGAGAUAGAUACAUAGACACAGUCAAAUACGUUUAACAUGAAAACAAUUAACAUGAAAAUUCGGUUAACACCAAAAAAUAAUGUGGUCCCGACAUAAUACUAGGUGCUUUCAUUCAUUUUUUUUUUAUUUUAAUACUAAACGAAAAUCGCUUAACAGUCCAAACACGAAAAGAGUUCGCAUCUCGGAAUGAACAAUAUACGUACCCCAGCCGACGAUAAUGUAGAGGGAUCAGAAAUAAAGGGGAAGCCGUGGCUCGUGUAAAAUAGCGCUAACUCGAAAUGAACAAUAUAAUGGACGAUAUCAAACAAUUUGUUAACAAUGUCAUGCUGAAAAAGACGAUAAUAACAACAAACAAAAAUAUAUCAGAUUAUUUUUUUUUAAUAAAAUUUUUUUUAUUACAGCUUAAUAAGUAUGUACACUAUUUUUGAUCGUUUUAAUGUUUUUUUUUUUUGUUUAUUAAAUCCAUCCAUACAUACAUGUAUGAAUAAAUCGUAAAACAAUUUGAAAUUUAAAUAGUGUAUCUAAUAUGAUGUAAUCGGAAAAAUUUAAUUUUGGUGAGUAUGUAUUUAUUUAUGCAGGCAUCCUUUAACACGAAAUUCUUUUUUAACACGAAGAAAUAUUUCGGUCCCCUCUUUUUCGUGUUCAACGAUUUUCACGGUCUAUAUAAUUUUAUCAUUAAAUUGUGGAGCCUAAAUUUAAAUCUAAAUAUGUAGCUGGGUAAGUGCAAAGAGAUGGCACCGAGACGUAAAAUAAAAUAACUCACGUUUGUUAAAAUUAGGAAUAAAACAUAAAAAAAUUAAUUUAUAAAUGACCUAAAUAUAUCCCUAAACCUAACCUGGGUAUUGACCCUAACCUGGGUAUUGACACUAAAGCAAAAACACGUAAAGGACGUCAGUGUGCCAUCCAUUUACUUUGACCUAUACUGGUAUCUAUAUAGAUUAUAGGCUAUACAUUUCAAAAUUGUGUGCUUUUAAAACAAAUUAUAAGAAGACACCUAUAUUUAAUGUCAGCUGAAGACAGCAGAUGGCAGGAUGGUCCCGUGCUAUGAAAAUGGGACGAUCUCCAACGAAGGGAAGUUCUCACCCCUUGAAAAUCUAACCACCACCGAGCCAACCGGUAAAAAAAAAAAAAAAAGUUUUUUUUUUUCAAUACACUCCAACUGCAACUUUUUAACAAUGUAAUAUGGUAACAGAAAACUCAUUUAUCAAGUCUUACAAUAAAAAAUGAUACAUUAAUGCUCUACUCAUUUGUUGGUUGGAUUUUUCUUUAAAAAUAUUAUUUCAUUAUUUUUGUUUAGUUUGUUUUAAUUUUACUUUAGUAAUCACUACUGAAUCAACUACAGUCAAAGAGAUCGACGAUUACGACAUUGGAAUGCCUUUAGUAAGGAAAAAAAGACAAGCACAAGUCAAGGAGGGCAAAAUUUACACAGUGGUAUGGCAUAAAAUGUGCAAAUAAACCUUAAUGAUGGAGUUUAGUUUUUACACACCGUACAAAACAAUUGAAUAAUUUUUUUUUUUUUCACAAAGUAUAGCAGAUGUAUUUACCCUAUACUAUGUAUAGCCUUCAAUUUAAUCAAAUAAAAUUGGAUAAGAACUAUGAAACUUUUUCGAUCAUGCUAUUUUUAUGACAAUUAAAAAUUGUUUGAAAGCUCUUCAUUACUAUGUUUGUCCGUGCUGAAUUCCAGAGCUGUGAAGACGACCCCAGUCAGUGCCAGGUGUUCGUGUGCUCCCUGUCCACUAUAACACAGCCCAGGAGUUAUGUAGAGAUUAAUGUGACAAUGGUGGUAGAUUCGGUCAACAUUCCCAUGCCUUCGGUAAAUUUUACUAUGGAAUUCUUUCGAUACAAAAAGUUGAAUUGCAUGGAAAGACAAACUCUUAAUUGUUGUAUCAUCGUAUUGAUAUGUGUGUGGUGGAGGCGGAGGCCGGUGCAACUUUUAAAAUGGAUAAUAGUUGAAAUGAAUGGUAAAGUUGAUUUGUUUCAUCAGAUGGUGAUACUUAAUAAUUAGAAUAAUACAUACAGCUGCCAAAGCGUAUGACGUCAUUAUGCUGUUGGAAUGUUUCCUUAGGUUGUUACGGUCGCUUUCAAUGAUUAACGUUCACCGUCUUCUUCCUUUGAUUCAAACAGGGCAUACACACCACGAUGUUUACAAUGAUUACACUUCUCAUUGUCUUAUUCCUUUGAUUCAAACAGGGCAUACACACCACGAUGUUUCUUACCAAAGUACUUGUUAGUGAACCGAAACAUCCUUUAUUCAAAGCCUGGGGCCAGCCAGUCUAUAAGCAGGUGAGAUGUUGGGUCUUUGGUCAAAUAUGAACCCACCCCUCACCUCAGUUUCAUUGGAAACGAAAGUGAUUUUCCCUAAGACAGCGUCUGUCAGCCCCCCCCCACACCCCCACCCUCUUUUCCUUUUUUUUCCUCGUGGCCCACUCGAAUAGAUUUUUUUUAAACCUCCAAGAGAAAUUAAAAAAAAUUUACGAGGAAAAAAUUUUUGUCCCCCCCCCCCCCCCCCCCGUUUUUUUUCCACGUAAAUCUGCUAUGGCCCCUAGGGACCAUAUGGCCCGGAUUGAGAAAAACUUGACUCGUGUAUUAAGGCUGAGCACACAAAUCUUCAUUGUUUACUUCUUAAUAUUAUUAUUUCUUUAGUGCUUUAGUUUGAUACAACAUGCCUCAACUUAUCACAAUCCGAAUCCUAUGACUUGUAUCAACUAGAUGUCUAGCUAAUGAAAUGUUAUGUUCUGUGUGACCCUUUAGACACCCACGUUGUUCCACUAUCUGCCGCAGCAGUCUGGCAUCAACCUGUGGGUCAUCAUUGGAAGUGGUGUGGCUGGACUUGUGCUUAUAACAAUACUGGUUAUCAUUCUUUGGAAGGUAGCAUUUGUUUAAACCCAUUACUAUAUACAAGUAGUAGAUUAUCUAUACUACUAUAGAAAUAGAUCAGUACAUAUUAGUAAGGAAAAAGAUCAGUACAGAUUGCUAUAGAACGAGAUCAGUACAGACUAAUAUAGACAUAGAUCAGUUACGAUUUAGGCAUUUAGAAAUUAUUCGUAACAUAUAUUUUAGUAAAAGUGUGAGCAAAUGCCCAAAACGAAAUAUGUUAAUCAACAAGAACAUUACGUUUCAAAACAUCCAUAGAUCUUGUUACUUAAAUAUCCAUAGAUCUUGUUACUAAAAUAUCCAUAGAAUUUGUCACUAAAAAUUUUGAAAUUUGAUCAAAUGGGGGGUAAUCAAUUUAUUUUUUCAAUAAGAAAUGAAUCUUUUCCUGAUUGGUCCACUAAUAUUUAUCCCCCUUUUAAAAUAAAUUUAAUUCUCGAGCUUCGAUGAAUCCAUUGCUUUUUUUCUUUUUAAUGCAUCAUACUUGUACACAUAAUGAAUAGCUUCAAAUACAAAGGAUCGGACAGUAUAAUAUUUUAUAAAACUAAACCUUAGCCAAAAUAUAUCCAUGGGAAAUAAUAUUUCACAGAUUAAUUGAUUUUUUUUAAAAUAGUAUUUUAAACUUUUCUUUUCCAAUUCCAUUUAUUUGACCUCUAACAAUUCCCUGGCACCUUCUCUUAUUUUUGUCUCUCAAGCAAUUUUAUUUUUUUUCAGUGUGGAUUUUUCAAACGUACAAAACGUAUGGAACUUGAAGAUUUAAAGAAAGAGACCAAGAGACAGUCGCAGUACCGCGCCUCUAUGAGAGGAGUGGAUGAUGAGAAAAUGACAUUUUGCGCUAAAAUGAACGAUCCCAAUUCUGAUCAUCGUUAACAAUACACCUUCUUGUUUCAAUAUUUAAACCUAAAUUUUCUAGGG